Molecule: messenger RNA, 2338 nt
Organism: Xenopus tropicalis (tropical clawed frog)
Lineage: Eukaryota; Metazoa; Chordata; Amphibia; Anura; Pipidae
Gene: cxcr3.2
Product: C-X-C motif chemokine receptor 3 gene 2
Exons: 2
Coding region: 93-1202 (369 amino acids)
Biological process (GO): chemokine-mediated signaling pathway; regulation of leukocyte migration; inflammatory response
Cellular component (GO): plasma membrane; cell surface; membrane
Molecular function (GO): G protein-coupled receptor activity; C-X-C chemokine receptor activity; chemokine receptor activity
Source: RefSeq, a predicted model, not a curated record
ACUCUCUGUUCUCACUUACCAUUCCAGCCUACAGAGGAGAAACCUCAGAGCCUCUGCAGAUUCGAAGUGAAACAGAGGACCUGCUAGCAAACAUGGCAAACAGUGGCCACGGGUUACAGAUCUAUGAUGAUCUGGAUGUCGAAACCAGCAGCAUUUUUAACUAUGAUUAUUCCACAUCCUCAGAGAGCAAUGAUGUGGCCCCAUGCGACCUGCAAACAACAAUUAUUUUUGACCGCAGUUUCUUACCAGCAUUCUACAGUAUAUUGUUUCUUCUGGGAAUCUUAGGCAAUGUGCUUGUGAUGGUGGUGUUGCUGCAGAACCGUAAGAGGCUGCAGAGCACCGACAUCUUUCUCCUACACCUGGCAUUGGCUGAUAUCCUGCUGGUAGUUACCUUGCCUUUUUGGGCAACCCAGGCUGUGUCGGGCUGGCUUUUUGGAAAUGUGUUGUGUAAAACUGUGGCUUCCAUUUUCAAGAUCAACUUCUAUGCUUGCACCUUUCUUCUAGUCUGCAUCAGCUGUGACCGAUAUCUGGCAAUAGUCUAUGCCGUACAGGUAUACAAGAAACACCGGACAAACUUGGUGCAUUGGAGUUGCCUGUUUGUGUGGUGCCUGUGCGUUGGACUCAGUGUUCCAGACAUGGUGCAUUUCCAAGUUGCCUACGAACCUCGUACAAACGUGACAGAGUGCCAGCCAGUCUUUGGCUCCUCCAAUUUCAAAACCUGGAGAGUCUCCAUGGCAUUUCUCUACCAUAUUGUAGGAUUCUUGCUCCCACUGUGCUUCAUGCUGUACUGUUACACUCAUAUCAUUCACACUCUGUUUCAGACUCAUGGAUUUAAGAAACAGAGAGCCCUGCGAGUCAUAAUUACUGUUGUGGUGGCAUUCUUCUUGUGUUGGACUCCCUACAACAUAGUGGCCCUGUUGGACACAUUGAAUUUGUUGCAUGUUCUUGCUGACAACUGCACCAUAGACAGUAACAUUGAUAUUGCACUGUCAGUCACCUCUGGGUUGUGCUAUUUCCAUUCCUGCCUGAAUCCUCUGCUUUAUGCCUUUGUUGGAGCUAAAUUUAAGAAGAAGUUGGUUGAACUGUUGAGCAAGCUCAGCUGCAUUUGCCCUCAGAUUGUGAAGAACUAUAUCAAGCACAGCCCUUCAGCCAAAUCUUCCACUUGGUCGGAAUCAGGAGAAACCUCGAUAUCUAGAAUGUGAAAUGGUCUUCCUGAAAGCAAAAUGUCAACUCCAAGGACGGACUGGCCAUUGUAAUGCUCUUGCUGGCUGCACAUUGCAACUAUCAGGAAUGCUGAGUGGCAUAUCUGACAUUAGAAAACAAACCAAACUGAAACAGCUUUUUUACCUUUUCACACAUGGUUACAGCUUUAGUUUGUUUUGGAAAAGCUUUAACAAUGACCCAGUUCCAAGUCCUCCAGGUCAUCUGUAAAGAAACUAGGCACAUAGCAGGGCUCAUCAUCUUUAUUAUCAAAAUGAUUUAAAAAAAAAAAUAGAUCCACUUUGAAACAGGUUGACCCUAAAUUUAUAACUAAAAUGUCCAGGAAAAGGGUGGCCUUACAGAAUGUUUGUAAAAAAACAUGCCCAGCAGCAGCUUCAGCUUUCAAACAUUGAUUGUAUAGACAGUACCAUGGCUUUUGGGAUGUUUGACUUGGAGCCACAGCGAUCCCCCCACCAGUUUUGCAAAAAUGCACCCAUGUUGUUACAUGUAUAUUAAGGUAUAGGUAUAUUUCUGUAUCAACAUUGCCUUAAAGCAGUGAUCCCCAACCAGUGGCUCUGGAGCAACAUGUUGCUUCUCAGUCCAUUGGAUAUUGCUCCCAGUGGCCUCAAAGAAGGUGCUUAUUUUGAAUUUCUGGCUUAGAUGAAAGUUUUGGUUGCAUAACAAACAGCUGCAUUAACAGAGCCUCAUGUAGCAAAUCUGCGUAGGGGCUACCAAAUAACUAAAUCAAAGCCCUUAUCUGGUACCCCGAGGUACAUUUUUCAUGCUUGUGUUGCUCCCCAACUCUUUCUACAUUUGAACAUUGCUUACGGGUAGAAAAAAAUGGUUGGGGACCCCUGCCUUAAAGCAUGAAUCUAUGGCUAAUAUUUUAGCUGUACAUUUAUAUUUUUAAAUAGCUAUAUAUGUGUUUGCUGUAUAUGUAUAUAUACUGUAUUUGUGUUCUUAAUGCCAGUUAGUCUCUGUAUUGGUCAUAGUUGAUAUCUACAUACACAGCAAUAAUAUAGUAGCCGUUUCGGAAUAAAUGCAACACUUUUAUAGGUGUGAAUGAAAAACUGACACAGAGUUAAGCAGAACUUUCUGGUUUUUUUCUGAAAAUAAAUGCUGACUUUAAAACGUUAAA